AUGCGGCAUCUCAAGUGGAUUUAUAGUGCUUAUCGGUAUGCCCAGCUCCCUUACGGCCAGCCCCCCAAAGUUGUACUGGUUUAUUCGAAAUCGACAUCACUCACUGUCGACGUCUUCGCUUUAUUGCCGGAAACCCCUGCCCCCCCUUUCUUCAUCACCAUCCCCUUUCCUCCGGUUAGCGAUAGAUCCUUAAUCCAGAUGUCUUCUUUUCGCUGGUCUUGCUCCAUUCAUGUUUUCCCCGAGUCUGCUUAG
Molecule: messenger RNA, 252 nt
Organism: Protopolystoma xenopodis
Lineage: Eukaryota; Metazoa; Platyhelminthes; Monogenea; Polystomatidea; Polystomatidae
Source: the annotation of a GenBank genome assembly